GAGGCAACAACAUGCCAAUUUAAAAAACAGUUGACUGCGUACUAUUCAUUGUGACAAUUGUGUUUUUUUGCACUGCUUUCGCCUGAGGUACAGUUUUGAAGUGCCAUUGUAUAGGAACUUGAACCUCUCUCUCUCACACAUGCUGAUCUACCUGGACUCAACACAACACACCCACACCUUCUCUUCCCUGUUUGAAGUGCCAUCAUUUAGGAACUUGAGCCUCUCCUUCUCACACAUGCUGAUCUACCUAGACUCAACACAACACACCCACACCUUCUCUUCCCUGAGCUAGAUCACGACAGAGAUGCCUCCUCCAGGUGUGUGCAUGAGCAUCAUUAAUGGACGCCACAACAAAGAUGGUUAUGGGACCAUCAGCAACCCUGAGAAGUUUUUAAACCAAGACUACCAUAUGUUAAAAGAGUACUGUCUGAGCCGAAAAGUACGGUACAUUGAUGACAUGUUCCCUCCUGACAUAAGAACAAUUGGAAGCAGCUUACUAAGCCCCUCUGACCUGAACAACAUUGUGUGGCUCAGACCAGCGAAACUUGUUUCCAAGCCAUCUUUUGUUGUUGAUGGGGCCUCAAGGUUUGACUUUGGUCAAGGCGAACUUGGAAACUGCUGGUUUCUUUCAUCAAUGGGUGCACUGACAUUCCAGAAGGUCAUCUUUGAGAGAGUUGUUCCUCUUGAUCAAAACUUUGGUCAGGACUACUGUGGACUGUUCCACUUUAAGUUCUGGAGAUUUGGCAGAUGGGUCGAUGUUGUCAUUGAUGACAAACUCCCAACAAUCAAUAACAGACUCAUUUUUGUACGCUCCAAAGACCCAACAGAAUUCUGGCCUGCUUUGCUGGAAAAAGCUUACGCUAAAGUGUGUGGAUCUUAUUCAGACAUGAAUGCUGGCACUCCUAAUGAGGCAUUAGUGGACUUUACGGGCGGUGUCCACAUUUGUAUCCAGCUGUCAGAACCUUCCUCAAACUUUUGGGAGAUUAUGUUGAGAGCCGGACAAUUCACAUCACUGAUGGCAUGUGGCACUCCUCAGGGGGAGACAUCUGCCAACACCGUUUUGCCAAAUGGAAUUGUCCAAGGCCACGCCUACACCGUCACAGGUGUUAGACAGGUGAUGAGUCAUGGGCAAGUAGUAAAGCUGGUGCGUUUGUUGAACCCCUGGGGCAAAGGAGAGUGGAAAGGAGACUGGUGUGAUAGGUCACCUGCGUGGGAAACUGUGAGCUCACAAGAUCGAGAUCUGUGCCUUUCUGUUUUUGAAAAUGGAGAGUUUUGGAUGAGCCUGAAAGAUUUUUGUAGAUUCUUUGAUGAUCUUGACAUCUGCUGUCUAUGUCCCGACUUCCUUGAUGAAGAAUCAUCUUGCCAUUGGAAGACGUCCUUCUACGAGGGCAGAUGGCUUGCGGGGAAAACAGCUGGAGGAUGCAUGAAUUUUCCUGAUAGCUUCUGGACUAAUCCACAGUAUCGAGUGACGAUUGACCAACAAGACACUGCAUGUGCUGCCAAACAAAGGGACGAAAACAUGCUGGUGUCACUCAUGCAAAAGCCAGACAAAAGAAACAGAGCACUAGUCAAGAAUCUCCACAUCGGAUUCUCAGUCUUUGAGGUGCCAGAAGAAAUGAAACCACAAACAGGGAAAUUCCCUGCAUCUUUUUUCAGCAGAAACAAACCUGUCCUACAGACUAAAAAAUAUGUAAACUCCCGUGAAGUGAUGGAGCUCGCCACGAUGAGACCUGGCGAAUACCUUAUUGUACCAUCCACCUUUAAGGCUAACGAGACUGCCUCCUUCAUCCUGACGAUCCUCUCCAAGUCAGAGACCCACAUUCAUGAAAAUUCUGGUAGCCCUGACCAUGAAAAUAUGGAUGUCGACGAGCAUGAAGAGGACAAUGGGGAUAUCAAAAUUGUGUUCCAAAAAGUCUUUGACCAGUAUGGCGGAGUGAAUGCUGUGUUGCUUCAGGAACUUCUUAAUGAUAAAGUCUUGGAAGGAGACCUGAAAUUUGGCGGGUUCAGCACUGACGCGUGUCGCAGCAUGGUUGCUGUAAUGAGUACACCCUCUACUGGCAAAAAACUGAACGCUGGACAACUGUUUGAUCUGUGGAGGAAGGUUGUCAUGUCUAAGGAUGUUUUCUUUCGCACUGAUGUGUCAAGAAAUGGAGCACUGUCAUUGAAUGAGCUGAGGAAUGCCAUUUUUGCAUUAGGUACAAAGGUCACAGAUGACAUGCUAAAUAUGUUGAUCCUGCGCUAUGGCACUCCCACUGGACAUGUAACACUGGAGAACUUCAUCAGCUUGGCUGUUCGUCUUAGCUGCAUGAAAAAGAUCUUCAACAGCUUUUCUGAUGGGAUGAGUGUGACGCUACGUGAACCAGAGUGGAUGUACAUUUCGAUGUGCAACUAAAACAAAGUCACAUGAUGCCGGAAGAAAACCAGGACAAAGUGAGAUUUAUGUUUGCAUCAAAGAGAAAAAAUAAACUGGGAUUGUUUUGUUUAGACUACUUCAUAACACAAGAUCAACGUCUUCCAAACUAAUUAAUGAAUAAUAUUUUUUGUUGACCAUAGAUUUAUAUGUUUUCUUUGACUUUUUUUAUAGUAUUGUAAAUGUUCUAAUUUGAUCAAAUCGAUGAUUUCUGUGUUCCUGUUUUUCUCCUGCCUAAUAAUCGCCAUAUCAAUAUUUGAAGUAUAAUACAAAAUUGAUUCAUCUUGAUUGUGAAUACAUGAUUUAAGAACUAACAGCUGUGACUUUCUUCAUGAAAUGCUAUAAUUGAUUUGGAGCAUAGGUAGAUUUUCUCUCCACCAAAUAGCCCACAUAAUAUUUACUUAAUUAUUAUUUAGUAUUUAGUAUUAUUUAGUAGUAAUUCAGAUCGGAUAUAAUAUAUAUUUUUAAAACAUUUUAAUUGUAAUGGAAUACAUAUAAAUACAGUUCUGUUUUUCAUUUUAUUUUAUAAAAUGCAAUACAACACUGAUCUUCUCACUCUACU
This is a messenger RNA of Nerophis lumbriciformis (worm pipefish), 2972 nucleotides long. Its product is annotated as calpain-1 catalytic subunit. Gene Ontology annotation, cellular component: cytoplasm. Gene Ontology annotation, biological process: proteolysis. Gene Ontology annotation, molecular function: calcium-dependent cysteine-type endopeptidase activity. Lineage: Eukaryota; Metazoa; Chordata; Actinopteri; Syngnathiformes; Syngnathidae. The record is from RefSeq and is a predicted model, not a curated record.